CAAGCCUUAUAAAACGGACAUCCCAAUGUCUCUCCCCUUCCACUCAAACAAACAAACAUAAAUCUUCAAUAACACACCAGUUUGCUUUGCUACUAGUAGUAGUAGUAGUACUAGUACUAGUAGUUAUACUACUACAAGAUUCAGAGUUCCCAAAUGAAGGAGUUGUGGACUUCUAUGGGCUUUCUAAUGGGCAUCUUCGCCUUAGCCCAGAGCAUCCUCCACUCCUUCCUCCCUCCCGAGUUCCGUUUGUCCCCGGACAAGCUCUCCCGUCGCCUCUUCCGCUACUUCUCCUCCUACUGCUACUACGAUAUCACCGAGCUCGACGGCGUCAGCCCCAACGAGCUCUACAACGCCGUCCAGCUUUAUCUCAGCAACACCGCCUCUGUCUCCGCCACCCGUGUCUCCCUCACCCGUCCUCCCAACUCCUCCACCUUCACUUUCAACCUCUCCAACAACGACUACCUUCAUGAUACCUUCAAUGGCGCCGCUGUCUCUUGGGAACACCAUGUCACCCAACGCCAGUCCCAGAGCUUUUCCUGGCGCCCCGUCUCCGACGAGAAACGCGGCUUCACUCUCAAAAUCAACAAGAAAGACAAGCCCUUUAUUAUACCCGCUUACUUCAACUACAUCAUGGACAGCGCCGCCGAGCUCCGCCGUAAAAACAAAGACCGUCUUCUCUACACCAACUCGCGCGGCGGUGGUUCGAUUGAUUCAGGUGGCCGGGGUUGGGAGUCAGUCCCGUUCAAACACCCCAGCACGUUUGAGACUCUCGCCAUGGACCCUGCUUUGAAGGAUGAAAUCAUUGCCGACUUGCGCGAGUUCUCAGAGGGUAAAGCCUUCUAUGAGAGAACUGGGCGCGCAUGGAAGCGUGGGUACUUGCUUCACGGCCCGCCCGGCACCGGCAAGUCGAGCAUGAUCGCCGCCAUGGCCAACCAUCUCGGAUACGACAUCUACGACCUUGAGCUCACCGAAGUACAGACCAACUCCAACCUCCGUAAGCUCCUCAUGAAGACCACCUCCAAAUCCAUCAUUGUUAUUGAAGACAUUGAUUGUUCUCUUGAGCUCACGAACAGAAGUUCUGGGGAGAAGAAGGAGAAGCCGCCGGCGCAGAAACCGUUGCCGUCAGGGGCGGCGGAGAGCGGGGAGGAAGCUCAGGUGAGGUCGGUGACGCUUUCGGGGUUGCUAAACUUUACUGAUGGGCUUUGGUCGUGUUGUGGGAGUGAGAGGAUCUUCGUGUUCACGACGAACCAUGCAGAGAGGCUUGACCCGGCGUUGUUGAGAUCAGGGAGGAUGGACAUGCAUAUCUUUAUGGGUUAUUGUUCGUUUCCGGCGUUGAAGAUUCUGGUAAAGAAUUACUUGGGAGAGAGAGAAGAGGAGGAGGAAGAGGAGGAGAGAGUGUGGAUGGAGUUGGAGGAGGUGAUUGUGAAGGUGGAGAUAACGCCGGCGGAUGUGAGUGAGGUUUUGAUAAAGAACCGGCGGCGAGGGAGGAGAGUGGCGUUGGAAGAGUUGGUGAAGGUAGUGAAGGGAAGAGUGGAGGAGAGGAAGGUGGUGGAUGGUGGUGAGGAAGUGGUGGAAGAGGAGAAGAGGGCUUUGGAGAGUCCAAAGGACGAUGGUGAUGGUGGAACUGAAAUGAACGUGGAUGAUGAUGCCAAGGAAGGGAAAGAGUUGACUGUUUGAUUUAUAUAUAAAUAUUGCUUGGAUUGAAUGCUAAGGAAUGUUUGUUUCAUGGAGUUAUUGAAUAAUUUGAAUGAUGUAGUUGUGUCUUAAUUAAGAGAUGAUA
Molecule: messenger RNA, 1780 nt
Organism: Dioscorea cayenensis subsp. rotundata (Guinea yam)
Lineage: Eukaryota; Viridiplantae; Streptophyta; Magnoliopsida; Dioscoreales; Dioscoreaceae
Product: AAA-ATPase At5g57480-like
Exons: 1
Coding region: 154-1677 (507 amino acids)
Molecular function (GO): ATP hydrolysis activity; ATP binding
Source: RefSeq, a predicted model, not a curated record